AUGGUUCACUUCUUGCACCCAGGCCUUUCGCCCCGGACUAUCGUCCUUCCGGACGCUCAGAAGGACGACCUGGGCUGCGGCGUGACGCAGGAGGAGGCGUCUCCCUACUCUUUGGUCAACAUCUGCCUGAACGUCCUGGUUGCUAACCUGGAGAAAUUGUGUUCUGAAAGAUCUGAUGGAACACUUUGUCUUCCGGAGCAUUGGAGUUUCCCUCAGGAAUUAGCUGAUCAAUUCGUUGGGGUCAUGACUUGGCAAGGCAAGCUGACUGAUAGAACGGCAAGCAUUUUCCGAGGCAACCAAAUGAAACUGAAGCUGGUCAAUAUUCAAAAAGCUAAGAUAUCUACAGCUGCAUUCAUAAAAGCCUUCUGCCAUCACAAACUCAUUGAACUGGAUGCUACUGCAGUACACACUGACCUCUCAAUUCCAGACAUCCUAAGUGGACUCUGCAGCAAUAGCUGGAUCCAGCAAAACCUCCGAUGUCUCCUGUUGGACUCAACAAGCAUCCCUCGAAAUUCAAGACUGUUGUUCUUUGGUCAGCUCACUGGUCUUCGCAUCUUAAGUGUUUUCAGUGUUUGUUUUCAUAGUGAAGACCUGGCUAAUGUUUCUCAGUUACCCAGACUGGAAAGCUUGGAUAUCUCAAAUACUCUGGUCACUAACAUCUCUGCACUCCUUACCUGUAAGGAUCGACUCAGAUCUCUCACAAUGCACUAUCUAAAAUGCCUGACCAUGACCAAGCCACAGAUUCUCGCAGUCAUUAGAGAACUUAAAUGUCUGCUUCACCUUGAUAUUUCUGAUCACAGGCAACUCAAGUCAGAUCUAGCUUUUCAUUUGCUACAGCAGAAGGAUAUUCUGCCUAACAUUGUGUCACUGGACAUUUCUGGGGGCAGUUGCAUCACUGAUGAAGCUGUAGAACUGUUUAUACAGCAGCGGCCUGCGAUGCAGUUUGUGGGACUAUUGGCUACGGAUGCUGGUUAUUCUGAAUUCUUUGCUACAGCGCAAGACUUGAGGGUUGCCGGAGGAGCCAAUAUGAGUCAGAUUUCAGAAGCACUGAGCCGAUACAGGAAUAGGUCAUGUUUUAUGAAGGAAGCCCUCUACAGGCUCUUCGCAGAGACAUUUUCAACACAAGUAGCCAUGCCUGCUAUUUUAAAGCUUGUGGCUAUAGGAAUGAGGAAUCAUCCAUUGGAUUUGCCAGUGCAGUUCACAGCCAGUGCUUGUGCCCUCAACUUAACACGCCAGGACCUGGCCAGGGGGAUGCCUGUUCGUCUGUUGUCAGAGGUUACCUGUCUACUUUUCAGGGCUCUGAAAAAUUUCCCCCAUUACCAGCAGUUACAGAAGAAUUGCCUUCUCUCCUUAACCAAUUCCAGGAUUCUUGUGGAUGUUCCAUUUGACAGGUUUGAUGCUGCCAAAUUUGUUAUGAGAUGGCUCUGUAAGCAUGAAAACCCCAAGAUGCAAACAAUGGCAGUGAGCAUAACCUCUAUUCUAGCCCUGCAGCUCUCACCUGAGCAAACUGCACAACUUAAAGAAGAGCUCUUCAUGGCAGUUAAGGAACUUCUAGCAAUAGUAAAACAAAAGACUACUGAGAAUUUAGAUGAUGUCACCUUCUUGUUUACUUUGAAAGCACUUUGGAAUCUCACAGAUGAAUCUCCAGCUGCCUGCAAGCACGUUAUUGAAAAUCAAGGAUUGGCGAUCUUCAUCCAAGUCUUGGAGACUUUUUCAGAGUCAGCAAUACAGAGCAAAGUACUUGGUCUUUUGAACAACAUAGCUGAAGUCAGAGAACUCUCUUCCAAGCUGAUGACUGAAGAUGUGGUAAAGCAUGUCAGCAGCUUGCUGCAUAGUAAGGAAUUGGAAGUCAGCUAUUUAGCUGCAGGCAUCAUAGCCCACCUGACAUCUGACAAACAGCCCUGGAUAUCCCAUGACCUCCAGAGGAGAGCACUUCUCCAGGAUCUGUAUACAACUAUCCAGAAUUGGCCAAGUUCAAGUUGUAAGAUGACAGCAUUGGUGACCUACAGAUCCUUCAAGGCAUUUUUCCCACUCCUUGGCAACGUCUCUCAACCAGAGGUUCAGCUCUGGGCACUAUGGGCCAUGUAUCAUGUCUGCAGUAAAAACCCCAGCAAAUACUGCGGAAUGUUAGUCGAAGAAGGAGGACUGCAGCUUUUGUGUGACAUCCAGAAGCACAGUGAGGCAGACCCCCAAGCACAGCACAUUGCAACCUCCAUUCUAGAUGACUUCAGAAUGCAUUUCAUGAAUUAUCAGAGAUCCCCUCUCUGUUGAAUGCCCUUCUCAUCCUCAGGGGCUUCAGAGGCUUCCUCUUUUUCGCCUCAAAUGCCUAUUGAUCCUUCAGCUUUCAACUCCAGUGUUACCUGCCCAUUUCCUGACCUUCCAUGUCGUCCAUCAGAGUUAAUCGUUCCCUUCUCAGUACUCCUGAAAGCUAUUUAA
Lipotes vexillifer (Yangtze River dolphin) is the source of this 2436-nucleotide messenger RNA. RefSeq names its product zyg-11 family member A, cell cycle regulator (gene ZYG11A). The transcript has 15 exons. Gene Ontology annotation, cellular component: Cul2-RING ubiquitin ligase complex. NCBI's taxonomy places the organism in Eukaryota, Metazoa, Chordata, Mammalia, Artiodactyla, Lipotidae. The record is from RefSeq and is a predicted model, not a curated record.